AUGGAUUCUGCGAAGCAGGCCGUCGAGGCCGUCACCGAGGGUGUCAAAAAGGUCGCCCUCAACAAAGAAAAAGCCCCAAAGAAGGAGAAGAAGGUCAAGGAUGCCGGCGAUGCCUCGGCGGGACCCCUCGAGCUCAAUCCUCCUCCCGAUUUCCUCCAGAAGAGACUCGACCUUUUCGACAAGUUGAAGAAGGAAUAUGACGAAGAGCUCGCCAGCAGGCCACGCGAGGCCAUCACCAUCACCAUGCCCGACGGCUCUGUGCGUCAAGGCACCAGCUACGAGACGACCCCUGGCGAAAUUGCGAAGAGCAUCUCUAACAGCCUGUACAAACGCACCGUUGUCGCAAGACUUGACGGCGACCAGAACCAGCUGUGGGACUUGGAUCGACCACUGGAAAAGAGCUGCAAGUUGGAGCUGGUGAAUUUUGACGACGAGCAGGGCAAGCAGGUCUUCUGGCACAGCUCUGCACACAUUCUCGGCGAAGCUUGCGAGAGAAGAUUUGGAUGCUCUCUUUGCAUCGGUCCUCCGGUCGAUAACGGUUUUUACUACGAGAUGGCGCUUCCCGGUGGCGCUUCAGUUCAGGCCAGCGACUGGAAGCCUCUCGAGUCUAUUGUUGGAUCGAUCGUGAAGGAGAAGCAGAAAUUCGAGCGUCUCGAGUUGACCAAGGAGCAGCUGCUGGAAAUGUUCAGCUACAACAAGUAUAAGCAGCACAUCAUCAACGACAAAAUCCCCGAUGGUACCAAGACCACCGUCUACCGUAACGGUCCUUUGAUCGAUCUCUGCCGUGGGCCCCACGUUCCCAGCACCGACCGUAUCGAGGCUUUCAGCAUCAUGAAGAACAGUGCCUCCUACUUCCUCGGUAACCAGGAAAAUGACUCACUGCAGCGAGUUUAUGGCGUCAGUUUUCCUAGCAAAAAGGAGCUGGCUGCGCACAAGAAGUGGCUUGAGGAAGCAGCUGCCAGGGAUCACCGCAAGUUGGGCCAGGACCAGCAACUCUUCUUCUUUCACGAGCUCUCCCCCGGUAGUGCCAUGUGGCUGCCCCACGGUGCGCGUAUCUACAACACCCUUCUGGCUUACAUUAAGGAGCAAUAUUUCAAGCGCGAUUACCACGAAGUUAUCUCCCCCAACAUGUACAAUGCUGAACUAUGGAAGAUCAGCGGCCACUGGGAUCACUACAAGGAUGACAUGUUCGUCCUCGAUGUCGACAAGGAAAAGUUCGGCCUGAAGCCCAUGAACUGCCCUGGUCACUGCCUCAUGUUUGCUCACACCCCCAAGGCGUACCACCAGCUGCCGUGGCGUGUUGCAGACUUUGGUGUCCUCCACCGCAACGAGGCCAGCGGUGCCUUGUCCGGCCUCACCCGCGUGCGCAGAUUCCAGCAGGACGACGCGCAUAUUUUCUGCAGAGAAGAUCAAAUUAAGUCUGAGAUUAGCGGAUUGUUUGACUUCCUCCGCGAGAUGUAUGGCCUGCUUGGUUUCACCUUCAAGCUCCGUCUCUCCACUCGUCCAGAGAAGUAUCUGGGAGAGCUUGAGACAUGGAACAGGGCGGAGGAUAUGCUGAAGCAAGCGCUGGACGAGUUCGCCACCACAGAUGGCGGCGUGCCGUGGACUCUGAACGAGGGAGAUGGCGCCUUCUACGGUCCCAAGAUUGACAUCAAGAUCAUGGACGUCUUGAACCGCGAGUGGCAGUGUGCCACCAUUCAGCUGGACUUCCAGCUUCCUCAGAGCUUUGGUCUCGAGUACGUAUCAGCAGAAGUUAACACCAAGCCCAAAGAAGAGGACGCUCCUGCUGCUCCCAAGGUCCCCGAGUUCAAGGCCAAGGACCCUCAAGCCAUCAUUGACUCGGCUGCCGGCACAGGCGAAGAGAAGGAAAGGAAACGCGUCAUCAAGCCUUUGACAAACGGCUGCCAGCGCCCCGUUAUCAUCCACCGUGCCAUGGCUGGUUCCAUCGAGAGAUUCACAGGUAUCCUGAUCGAGCACUUCGCCGGGAAGUGGCCCUUCUGGCUCAGCCCUAGGCAAAUCAUGGUCAUCCCAGUGGGCAAAGGCUUCGUCGAGUACGCCGAGGAGGUCCAAGCUACCUUCAAGAAGCAGGGCAUGUGGGUUGAUGUUGACCUGACCGGCAAUACUCUGCCUAAGAAGAUUCGCAGCGCUCAGUUGAGCCAAUACAACUUCAUCUUCGUUGUGGGCGAUGAGGAAAUGAAGAACAAGCAGGUCAACAUCCGCUACCGUGACGACACUUCGAGCCAGGACCGUGGCAAGCCUGUUGACGUCUCCGAGGCUGUUGAAAAGAUCAAGAAGUUGCGCGAGGAGCGCGGCACCUACAACCCAUUUCCCUCCGUGGUAAAACCUAAGGAGGACAAGGCAUAA
This is a messenger RNA of Colletotrichum orchidophilum, 2364 nucleotides long. RefSeq names its product threonyl-tRNA synthetase. Gene Ontology annotation, biological process: threonyl-tRNA aminoacylation. The record is from RefSeq and is a predicted model, not a curated record. The coding region runs from base 1 to 2364 and encodes 787 amino acids. Gene Ontology annotation, cellular component: cytoplasm. Gene Ontology annotation, molecular function: ATP binding; threonine-tRNA ligase activity. The transcript has 4 exons. NCBI's taxonomy places the organism in Eukaryota, Fungi, Ascomycota, Sordariomycetes, Glomerellales, Glomerellaceae.